This is a messenger RNA of Danio aesculapii, 1710 nucleotides long. It is a transcript of the gene fam131c, whose product is annotated as family with sequence similarity 131 member C. The transcript has 6 exons. Lineage: Eukaryota; Metazoa; Chordata; Actinopteri; Cypriniformes; Danionidae. The coding region runs from base 213 to 986 and encodes 257 amino acids. The record is from RefSeq and is a predicted model, not a curated record.
CGGAUGGACACCAGCUCCCUGCUUUCCUCCUCCUGGACCAGUCUUUAUUCCUUCUGCCAUUUCUCCAGCUCUGUUCUCCAGUUGGCUCUCUCUGCUUGUUUCAGAUCCCCUUCUUCUUCUUUUUCUUCUUCUUCUCAGUCUGUUGGUCAUUUCCCCCCUGUCGUCCCUCUGGCAGUCAGCAUGGUGAACAGAUAAAUGCCAGCCUGCUGAACAUGGGCUCCUGCCUCUGCAAAGGUCACCAAGAGCUGCAAAGUGGCCAGCAGCACCCCAUGGAAGAGCUCCACUCGUAUGCUGAAGGACAGCCCAUCAUUAAGGGUAACCAUCAGCCCUGUAACGGCAGCGUGUCAGAUAAAAGUGGCAGUGGCGGCUACGACAUCGGAGAACUGGCUACAUCUUCAUUGCUGGGGCUGCUUGCCACUAUUAAAGACCACAUCACUAAGCCGACUGCGAUGGCCCAGGGCCGCGUCGCCCAUCUGAUCGAGUGGAAGAGCUGGGGAGGAGAGACCACGUCUGGAGGAGGCUGGUGCGGCUGGAGUAGAGAUGGUGGAGGAUGGGGAUCUACAGGAGCCACGCUGCAGGAGGAUGAGCAGCUCUACUCCCACCUCACCGAUGAAAUUAAAGAGGCCCGAUUUGCUGCGGGUGUGGCAGAACAGUUUGCUUUGGCUGAGGCAGCGAUGAACGCCUGGUCUGCACAGGAUGUUGACAAUCAAGCCACAAACAGCACAAUCCCAUUACAAGACGCAGAGGGCCUGUAUCUCUCUCAGUUUCUGCUGGAUGGAGGGAGUUUGGGCGUUCCUCAGCACCUGUACAGGAUGCACAUGGAUGUUGAUGACACCGGCUCUUUGGCGCCCCCUCAGUCUCAUUCCCCCAGCCAUUCUCACUCUCCGUCAGAAACGCAGCGUCCGCAGAGGAUCUCGCCGUCGGUUGGAUCUGUUCGACACGCUGACAGCAUCUCCCUCUCGGAGGAUGAGGUUUUUUAUAACUGAAGUUUUGAUGACACUGUGGACUGGGGUUUUGUCUAUUGUUUGUGUACGCGGCUUGGGUUACGUCUGGGGCUAUCGAUUUACCAUUCAAGUAUGAGAAAGCUGUACUGUAUAAAAACUUGUUGCUGGCUUAAAUUUAUAUGUUAUAUAUCAAAUUAACUUAAUGUAAUGUAACGUACAUUACAUUAAACUAACUUAAAGGCACAGUACGUAAGAUUUAUUCAUUAAAAUAUCCAAAACCCCCUAGAACAUUGUUAUAUAUUUUGCUGAGUUAUGUAAUUACAUUAUCCCAAAUGUUUUUAGAAACAUUUAAAUCUAGAGAAUUAAGCAAUUUUAAGUAGCGAGUCUCUAUGCUAGUGACAUCAUACACUCUCGAUUUCCAGUUUGAUUUAAUAGAAAACAGCGAAAACACCAAAGACGCUUUACUAUGUUGUGCAUUUUUUUAGAUUGCAUAGAGUAGCAUUAUAACAGAACCCUAAAAUGCAAUUGUAGUAUGAUAAAACAGCACUGCUGCUUCUCCACGUGAUAAUGACUGGUAGAACCAGAAGCGGUUGACAAUGGCACAAUAAAAGCUCCGCUGCUUUCAUGCUGUCACACUUGUCUGACUUGUCUCGUUUUUCAGCCUUAAUGUCUGUGGACAUCGUGAUCAUUUUUGCUUAUGUUUAUCGCUGAUAUUUAGCGCCUCAUGAUCAAAUAAAGGGCGCCAUUGAGCAAGAUGCCAUGCAAA